Scleropages formosus (Asian bonytongue) is the source of this 2957-nucleotide messenger RNA. RefSeq names its product hippocalcin-like protein 1. Gene Ontology annotation, molecular function: calcium ion binding. The coding region runs from base 1873 to 2454 and encodes 193 amino acids. Lineage: Eukaryota; Metazoa; Chordata; Actinopteri; Osteoglossiformes; Osteoglossidae. The transcript is spliced from 5 exons. The record is from RefSeq and is a predicted model, not a curated record.
GUUAGUUACACAACAGUGAUUUUCAUGGAGAUUUAAAGUGAUGCGAAUUCAGAAAUGGACAGAAAUAAUUGUAGCUUAAGGGGGACGAGUGACGAUAAAUGUCUCCUCACCCUUUGAUCACCAGAGGGGCUCAAAGCAGCUUUCCCCCAAAUGUGUUCCGUCAUAUGGAAAGAAGAGCCACGUGUGACUGAGCGGCGCUGGAGCAGGUGACUGCUGUGCUCAGAUGGUCCAAGUGACGUGUUCUACAGACAGCAUUGCAGCGAGGGACCUCCAACGCAAAAUAUAACGCACAUACAUUGCAUAUACUCCAUGCACAUCAUUUGCCAGCUAAGGCCCCCAGAACAUUCCUCCUGUCCUCCAUGGAGUCGUGAUGGAGGACAGACAGGAGAACUGUGACUCCGUGCGUUUUCAGCCUUCUGGGAAGUUUGCCUCCGGGACACGAGGAGCAGAGAGGGACAAGCUGAGCUUCUGCGGUGGGUCUGGAUGGGUUCUGUCGCCCUUUUAUAUCAGGGUCACGUCACGUGCGUUCGAACGGUGGGGUUAGGGGGCACAUCUACGAAAAAAGGCACAGCGAAGGUGCUGGAGGCGUCUGGAGAGCGUCCACCUGCCCGGGGACCGUGUGGAAGGAAAGCAAGGACUCCAGCAGAUAAUAAAGUACAAUAUUUUAUUAUUAUUACCAUCAUACAACUGAGAUUGAGCCGAAGCGAUACGCAGAAUAGUCACGCAGUGAAAAGAAGGAGCGGGAGGCCGGGAGAACUGCUGGAUCCCAGUCCAUCAAGACCUUCUUUAACAAGACAGGUUAGUGCACUGUACGGAUGUCAAUAUGAUGGGAUGCAGUGAACAGAUCAUUUCCGCCUGAUUUCAUCCUGCGGGAGCUGAGCGGGGACCAGGUACUGGGGACCGGGAAACAAAAUGCUGAAUUCACAAGGCAGUAGAUGGACUUUGUAGAUUCCGCCCCUGUUGCCGUGCUAAUCAGCCACAGGUGCUGUCGCUGAGCUUGUGGGUGUUGGGGGUGACAAUAAGUAUGUGUACUGGCCACGGAGAUAAGGAACAAAAACUCACUCACACACACACACACAUUCUGAAACCGCUUGUCCCAAGCAAGUUCGCCACAAGCCAGAGCUUCACUCAGCAACGCAAAGCGCAGGGCUGGAGGGGGGGGGGGACGCACCCAGGACGGGACGCCAGUCCAUUGCAAGGCACCCCAAGCGGGACUCGAACCCCGGACCCACCGGAGAGCAGGACCCGACCGAUACAAGAUGGUGGCGCGGUCAGACGCAGCGGCUGCUCCGGGUCCUAAAAACGGUGUUUUAAUGUCAGUUAGUCUUGUCCCCUCGUCUUCAAAACCAGAGGAAAUACAACAGAAACAUCAGAAAGCUACACUGCAAUAUCAAUAUGUCUACGAUCGCCAGCGUCUUCUGGAAAUCGGCAAUGCAGGUAACCAUCAUCCGUCACCAACGACUACUGAGAAGCUAAGAGGCCUUUGUUUACUGCGGAAGCCAGACCCCGAGACCGCGGACUCGCCUAAGGCUGCUACCCGCACGAGGAGGUGCCGCAAGCGGUGUGAGAGGGGACGCAAACGCGGCAAGCGCGGAGGUAUACGAGCUAGGCUAAAGGCUAACCCCACAAGACCAGCUCUUCCAACAAUCUUGCUGUCAAAUGUACGCUCACUAGAAAAUAAACUGGACCUAAUUCGACUCUGCCGGACUACACAGCGUGAGACAAGGGAGUGCUGCGUGUUUGUUCUUACCGAAACGUGGCUAAACAACAACAUCCCAGACUCCGCCAUUCAGCUGCACGGGCUAACAUGCUACCGAGCGGACAGAGAUACAGCACUGUCUGGUUUGACUGGCACCUUAUCGUCUCGUUGCCAUGGGGAAACAAAACAGCAAGCUCAGGCCUGAGGUGCUUCAGGACCUGAGGUCCAACACGGAGUUCUCGGACCACGAGCUGCAGGAGUGGUACAAGGGUUUCCUGAAGGACUGUCCCACCGGCCACCUCAACGUAGAGGAGUUCAAAAAGAUCUACGCCAACUUCUUCCCAUACGGAGACGCCUCCAAGUUCGCCGAACACGUCUUCCGCACCUUCGACACCAACAGCGACGGCACCAUCGACUUCCGAGAGUUCAUCAUUGCGCUGAGCGUGACGUCACGCGGCAGGCUGGAGCAGAAGCUCAAGUGGGCUUUCAGCAUGUACGACCUGGACGGCAACGGCUACAUCACCAGGGAGGAGAUGCUGGAGAUCGUGCAGGCCAUCUACAAGAUGGUGUCCACGGUGAUGAAGAUGCCCGAGGAUGAGUCCACUCCGGAGAAGAGGACAGACAAGAUCUUCAGGCAGAUGGACCUGAACAAUGAUGGCAAGCUGUCGCUGGAGGAGUUCAUCAGGGGUGCCAAGAGUGACCCGUCCAUCGUGCGCCUGCUGCAGUACGAUCCCAGCACUGCGUCACAGUUUUAGACGGUCCCCUCUGCAGGGGAAACAAAUGUCAGGUGCAUGAAGGUUCCUCCCUCUGAACCAUUUAGAAGCUUUUCAAAGCAGUUUUUGCGUUAAAUAUGUCUUGGUUUGUCAAACCUGUGUUUCUUCCAUGGAUUCCAAGCAAUGACGUCUCAGCCCCCGGAGCUGCGCUGGGACCGGGACUGAGACUGGCACUAGUCCUACUCGUAGGCACACCUGUCACGCCCCCACCCCAACCCAACCCAACCCACCCUGUAGAGGUCCUGGUCCAGCUGCAUGUCAACUUGCUGCGGUCUAGUUAUUGUCACUGUGGGGUUCCGUUCCAGGAGGAGCGAGAGACAGAGAGAUAACCGUGGUGGGGGGGGGUGGCAGGUGUCCUGCUGACCCACCCACUGCGUCUUGUUAUGAGGAAUGUUGACACUCCACUGCCUGUGCUGUUACAUUGUCCAGAGCAAAUUCCACUAGUGAAAAUAUUUCACAUUUUUAUGCCAUAAAAGAUAUGAGAA